Pseudogymnoascus destructans is the source of this 2833-nucleotide messenger RNA. RefSeq lists its product as uncharacterized. The record is from RefSeq and is a predicted model, not a curated record. The transcript has 3 exons. Bases 969 to 2750 code for a protein of 593 amino acids. Gene Ontology annotation, biological process: regulatory ncRNA-mediated gene silencing. Gene Ontology annotation, cellular component: ARC complex. NCBI's taxonomy places the organism in Eukaryota, Fungi, Ascomycota, Leotiomycetes, Thelebolales, Thelebolaceae.
ACUUGACUUAAAUUAAUUGGUUGAAUUAAUUAAAUUUAAGGGCUUAAUUCGUUAAUUUCACAAUCCAUCUGUAUCAUCCCACAGCCCGCCACAACACAACGGCCGCGCCCGAACCGCGCCUCCGCCACUGUCACUCACUACUGCCGCUUCGUGGGUACAGCUCCGGAUGACCAACGUAUUGGAUUGCGUAUAAGAUCAUGCAGUCGGUAUCAGGGCUUGCGAAGUGCAUAUAUUCGUUCCCGAUAUGUUGGACGCGGUGAGCACGAUGAGGCUGGGAAGCAAGCUCAGUUGUCUGCCUGCCUGUUGGCACAGCCCGCCGCCCUGUCUCACCUCUUUCCUUCCUUCAAACACCAACAACGGCAAACACAACAAAUGAUUCCCAACACAAAUGUAGGGAGGGGUAUCGGUGUUGGGAAAUACAGAACACCUCCAACAUACUGAACGUUUUUGACGUUGGAGACCGUUAUACCUGUUUGUUUGUUUGUUGGCCUUUCGUUGGUCUUGACCAGGUUGGACUAUCCAUUCACCUCUCACACGCUUCCAUCUCAUAUCAACCUCAGCCUCCACCUCAUCAUCCUCCUUCUUCCAUCGCCGUGAAGCCGUGCCCUGUUGCGGCGUGCACUGCGCCUCUCUGUAUGUUGACAGCUUCAGCGAAGCAAAAGUCAACCGUUUCUUGAAAAUAUUCGUCCUAUCAGCCCAGUGGCCUGCUCACUUCAACUUUACUUUUACCUUUAACUGAAUUUCACAUACCAAUUCAUCUUUUAUUCUAUGUGAUACCUGAAUAUAGAAUAGAAAUUUACAAACUUCUUCACCAAGUACGGAGACCUAUUCUGUCUGCUACCCCUUAAAAGUUGUUUGCUGCUGGUCUUCGUUGACGGUUAUUUACCCCUCCAAUCGCUCACAAUACUCUACCCUCUUCUUUCUCUAUUUACACCACAUCAAACAGUUGCACUGCCACCACAAGCAACAUGACUCCACACAUGGAGGAACCUGCCGCGAUGACUUCCGACGGCGCCCCAACAACAGGCCCUGAGAUCAACGACAUGUCUGAGGGUGACCGUGGUCUCCGACACACCUCAGAGAAGCUGACGAAGCUUAGACCAGCCCCGAUGUCGCCAACGGGAUCUCUCCGACCUGGUGACCCAGCUGAAGCUGAAGCGGUUGCCAGUGCCCAAACCUCGGAAAAUCUCACAGUUGAACAGCGCCCGGAAUUGACAGGAGAACUCACAGCUAUUAUUGUCGACAAAGGUGAAGAUAGCCAUGGACUUGACCAAACGACGGAAAAGAGACCAAGCAUUGCAGAAGGGAUGGAGGACAAGAAUGGAGAGGCUGUGUGGUCCACCGAAUCCCAAGCGGCUGGCCCAAGUGCCAGCGCUCCAGUGGUAGCGGGGGCGAAGAAGAAGAAGAAGAAGAGCAGCGGAAAGAAGAAGAAACCAAACCCAACUGGCUUCGAAGAGUUCUACGCCGACCCUCCAAUCACGCCAGAGGAUCAUAAGGAGGAAGUGGAACAGUUAUACCACUUCGCUCGUCCAUUUGCAGAGCGGAUUGAGACGUGCAUUCAGCGCUACCGAGCCAGACGCAAGCUUGAUGAAGAGCGUGCGAAUAUAUUCAACAAAUACAUAUCUUUUGGUGGCAUUGACACAACGAUUAAGGCAUUCACUGGAGGAGUGGACAACGAGGCACUGGAAGAUUUCGAUGGCCCCACGAUCGCUGAUAUCAACGCCACCGAUGUCAUGUACGGCGGCGACGAGGCGGGCAGUAAAUUCUACGAUCCUUGCGCGCCGCAAAAUUGGGUGGUAGACUUCGAAGGCAUCGCCAAAGCAUUCCUAUCCUCCAGAGCCCCAUACAACUUCGGCAUCCACAACCAAGGCCUCGUCAACAAUUACUGCAACGUGGUCAAGAACUUUCUCAACUACGUCCUCAUGCACGGCGUCUGCCCAGAGUACACCAAAUCCAUUAUCGCCGCCCAAAAGGUCUGCGACCUCGCCAAGUUCGAGCUCCCAGCCAUCCACGACGUCGGCGCCUCCUUCCCAGGCAACUUUCACAAAGCCCUCUCCAUCAUGUGCCACGGCUGCUCCAGACUCCUAUACAUCGACCCGGCCUCGAUCCCUGACCAUCCCGCCGACGCAGACCCGAACCAGUACAUGUCGAUCGACCAGGCGCACCGCACCUUCCGCGCAGCAAUGGCGCUCAUGGGCACAGCUGAGCAGUUCGCGGCCGUUGCCGUUACGAGCCUCAAGGAGUACCAAGCCCCGGCUGUUGUUUCCGAGGAGCUCCGUGGCUUCGAAGUCGUGGGCAUUACCCUGCCUGGCGAGGCGCUCAGCAAGAGCUUUGCUGGUAUUCGCGCCGCAGAUGGUCGCACUGGCACUAUCAAACCCGUCGGCCUUCUCGCCUGCAAUUCAUGGACGCAUCCCUACCAGCCCACGCUUGACCUCACCAUUGAAGAGGAGCAGGGGCUAGCGGCGAACCCGCCAGUGUAUGGCGACGAGACGUUCUGGGUGGACGAAGACAUUCUGGAGCGCUGCUUUGCAGGGAUGAAGUUUGUGGGCGUGGUGAGGGAGCUGGAUUUGGGGGUGAGGUAUUUGGACAAUGUUAUUGUCAUUUACGCGAGCUUCUACACGUUUGUGGAGAAUGAACGCAUGGUGAACUGGAAGGCGCCGAAGGAGAAUGAGAGGUUGCCGCCUUCUUGUGAGGAUGCCGAGGUGACGGAUGCGGAGGGAGAGGGAGAAGGGGAUGGGCUUGAGGAGUAGAUGGUUGUUUCUCGGGUUUCAAUGCGAGCUAGGUAUUAGGCUCGCAAUAAUUACUAGAAGCAUUAUAGCCCCCCAAUAGGAAG